CAUAGUACUCUGUACACCCUAACUUGAUCAUUACAAAAAACAAAACAAACCAUAUAUAUUGCAAAACAUUAUAUACUCUCUUAUCAAACAUGGAAACCCUACCUUUUCUCCUUACCUUCACGGCUGUUAUCUCCGCCUAUCUCUUCUGGUUCUACCUCCUUGCCCGGAAGCUCACCGGUCCGAAAGUAUGGCCCAUCGUCGGAAGCCUUCCUUUUCUUUACAUGAAUCGGAACCGAAUCCACGACUGGAUAUCGUACAACCUCCGGUCCACCGGCGGGUCUGGCACGUACCAAACCUGCACCAUAGCACUCCCUUUCUUAGCUCGAAAGCAAGGUUUCUACACGGUAACAUGUCACCCCAAAAACAUCGAGCACAUCCUCCGAACCAGGUUCGACAACUACCCAAAAGGCCCUGACUGGCAAGCCGCCUUUCACGAUCUUUUAGGUCAAGGAAUAUUCAACAGCGACGGAGAAACUUGGCUCAUACAACGCAAAACGGCAGCGUUAGAGUUCACAACUCGGACUCUUAGACAAGCCAUGGCUCGUUGGGUGAACCGAACCAUCAAAACCCGGUUAUGGCUCAUCUUAGAAAGAGCUUCAAAGGAAAAUGUCUCCGUUGACUUACAAGACUUACUGCUUCGGUUGACGUUCGACAACAUUUGUGGUCUUACGUUCGGUAGGGACCCACAAACUCUUUCCCCAGAAUUACCGGAGAACCAAUUCGCCGUGGCUUUCGACUCGGCUACGGAAACCACUCUUCAAAGGCUUCUCUACCCCGGCUUUCUAUGGCGGCUUCAGAAGAUUUUGGGAAUCGGGACUGAGAAACGGUUGAAGGAGAGCCUUGAUAUCGUUGAGAAUUACAUGAACGACGCCGUUUCGGCAAGGAAGGAAUCCCCCUCUGACGAUUUACUAUCCAGGUUCAUGAAGAAGCGUGACGUUAACGGUAAUCUCUUCCCAUCCGCCGUUCUUCAACGGAUCGCUUUGAACUUCGUCCUAGCUGGACGUGACACGUCAUCCGUGGCUCUCACCUGGUUCUUCUUUCUCGUCAUGAACCAUCCCGAAGUCGAGGAAAAGAUCGUCAAAGAAAUCUCAACAGUCCUGAAAGAGACACGUGGCGAGGUCAUCUAUAAAUGGCUGGAAGAGCCGCUAGAGUUCGACGAAGCCGAUAAGCUGGUUUAUCUAAAAGCGGCUUUAGCCGAGACACUUCGUCUGUACCCUUCGGUUCCCCAAGAUUUUAAGUACGUGGUGUACGACGACGUUUUACCAGAUGGGACGUUCGUACCGUCUGGUUCGACAGUCACGUACUCGAUUUAUUCAGUUGGGAGAAUGAAAACGGUUUGGGGCGAAGACUGCAUGGAGUUUAAACCGGAGAGGUGGCUCUCGGAGAAAGGAGACCGGUUCGAACCACCAAAGGACAAUUACAAGUUCGUUGCGUUCAAUGCUGGACCGAGAACCUGCUUAGGCAAGGACUUGGCUUACCUACAAAUGAAGUCAGUGGCCUCGGCCGUACUGUUGCGUUACCGGCUAUCACUGGCUCCCGGUCACCGGGUGGAGCAGAAGAUGUCACUCACGCUCUUCAUGAAGAAUGGUCUCAGAGUUUAUUUGCAUCCACGACAGCUCGGAGGAAGGGAUGACCAGGUGGCGGCGUAAGGAGGAGGGAAGGGUGUUUUCGUAGUUCGAAGGAAUUAUUCAGUGCAACAAGAGAUCGACGGGGUAAUAUGGUCAUUAUGAUGUUUGUUUUAAAAGGUUAUAAAAGUCAUUUAAUUUGUAUUUACUUUACUUUCAUACAUACGUUUUUUUUUUCUUCGUUCGUUGAGUGGGUUGAAUUUUGAGUACAGUUUGCUCAUCUAAAUUUAAACCAUUUUAUAUGUAUUUUGUAAUGUUAUAAAAAGUCCAUAUCAGUUGUUAUAUGGAUUGUGUUUAUUUAAUAAAGAACUUUAAAUUAUGCUA
Molecule: messenger RNA, 1949 nt
Organism: Humulus lupulus (European hop)
Lineage: Eukaryota; Viridiplantae; Streptophyta; Magnoliopsida; Rosales; Cannabaceae
Product: cytochrome P450 86A1
Exons: 1
Coding region: 90-1649 (519 amino acids)
Molecular function (GO): iron ion binding; oxidoreductase activity, acting on paired donors, with incorporation or reduction of molecular oxygen; heme binding
Source: RefSeq, a predicted model, not a curated record